This is a messenger RNA of Tachysurus vachellii, 1583 nucleotides long. RefSeq names its product SH3 domain binding glutamate-rich protein (gene sh3bgr). Bases 53 to 745 code for a protein of 230 amino acids. NCBI's taxonomy places the organism in Eukaryota, Metazoa, Chordata, Actinopteri, Siluriformes, Bagridae. The record is from RefSeq and is a predicted model, not a curated record. The transcript is spliced from 11 exons. Gene Ontology annotation, cellular component: cytoplasm.
GUGCGCUCGUGCCGAGUGAACAACCUUAUAGUCGCUCUGUCAAAACUUCAGCAUGGUUAUUAAAGUGUUUCUGGCUUCUUCCUCAGGAUCCACAGCGAUCAAAAAGAAGCAGCAGGAUGUGCUUGGGUUUCUGGAAGCUCUAAAAAUUGACUAUGCACAGCUUGACAUUGCCUCAAAUGAAGAAAAUCGCAUGUGGAUGAGGGAGAAUGUACCUGGAGAAAAGAAACCGUCUAAUGGAAUCCCACUUCCUCCUCAGAUCUUCAAUGAGGACAACUAUUGUGGGGACUAUGAAACGUUCUUUGAUGCCAAAGAGGACAACUCAGUUUAUGAAUUCCUGGGAUUGUCGCCUCCACCUGGCUUUAAGAAAGAUGUGAAUGCACAAGAGGAAGAGAACAAAAAUACACCUGUGGAGACUUCGGCAGGGGAGGAGGGAGGAGAGGAGGUAAAGGAAGAGGCUGUAGAACAUUUGGCACAGGAUCAGCCUACAGAAGAGUCUAAAGAGGAAGAAGAAGAAGUAGAAGAAGAAGAAGUAGAAGAAGAAGAAGUAGAAGAAGAAGACACAAGAGAAGGAGAAGAAGACAAAAUGCCACAUUCAGAGGAGGAAGACCAGGAAGGCGAAGUAGAAGAAGAAGAAUAUGAACAGGGAGAAGAGGACUUGAUGUCUGAGGAGGAGGAAGAACUUCGACAGCUUGAGGACGAAGAAGAGGCGCAAGCAUCGGAGGAGGGAGAAGUGGCUGAGGACUGAACAUGGGACACUGAGUAUUAGGACGAUUAAGAUUUUAGUUUCAUUAAUAUUGACUCAUACUCACCAUGACACCGAGCCUCUGUUUGAAGACCAUGAAGAUGUUUAGUGCAGGACAUUUUCUACACAACAGUCCUGGAGUGUGUGUUGCCAUGGACACUUUCUGGAACUUUGUGGACAUGAACAUCAGCACCAUUAGUGUUGAACAGAUCUGCUGUUUUCCUUCCUAUUUAGCUUCCUUUUGUCUUUGUUUUUUUAAUUCUGAUCAAUUUGAAGGAAGGAAAUUUUGUACUAUCUAAAGGUGUAAUGGUUUAACACGUACUGUGGCAUCACUUUUCUCAGCAUGUUUUAUGUUUUAGAAGAUGUUACUACUGUUUUAGAAGAUAGAACUGAACAUAUUGGAGUCUGUUGUAGUUCUAGGAACGUAUAAUUAGUAGUGUGUAACUGACAGGGUGGAGGCUGGAAGUAAACUGAAAAGAAAAAAAAAAGGAAAUACAGCAUCCCUUUAUCAAUGAUGACAUCAUUUAUCAACACACCUUUACAAAAGAUUGCAUUGAUAUUAUUGCAGUGUUUCUGUCCUUUCUCUCCUUCAUGAAGCUCAGUUUGUAAGGCUGCAGCAAGAUGUCAGUAAUAAGGCAAGUUUAAAUGAAUUAAAUGAAUCUAUCUACAUUUGUAUGAACUGAAAGCACUUUUGUUUAAUACGAAUUGCUAAAAAUACCUGAAUGCCAUUUAAUAAAAUGCUGUCUGUCAUUUUAUGUACAUUAUUUACAUUAAGUUAUGAAUAUAAUAAAAUAGAAUAAAACCAAUUCUAAGAAAAGAAUAAAGGGAAAAAACAAAUUAU